ACGGUGUCACGUCAAGUACUGUCCGUCACGCUUAAGUGGCGUAAAAAUACUACGUUUUCGUGAGUCUGUUGGUUUAGUAGCAUUAAUGGAUAACGCGGAGCAGAAAAACGCAAAUGAAGAAGCACCUUCUGUCAUCGACCGAUACUUUACCCGGUGGUACCGAGCAGACAUGAAGGGGAAAGCGUGUGAAGACCAUUGCAUCCUUCAACAUUCAAACAGACUUUGCGUCAUCACCUUAGCAGAGACCCAUCCAGUCCUUCAGGAGGGUCGCACAGUCAAGAGCAUCAACUACCAGAUUAGUAAUGGCUGCAGCCGCCUGAAUAACAAAGUCACUGGGAAGUCUAAGAGGGGAGGGCAGUUUGUCACGGACUUUGCACCUUUGUGCAGGAUAACGUGCUCAGAUGACACACAGUACACCAUCUACAGCUGCAUUCGAGGACGUCUCCUAGAGGUCAAUGAGAAUAUUCUGAAAACCCCAAAUCUCUUGUUGGAAAAGCCAUCCACUGAAGGCUACAUCGCCGUCAUCCUGCCAAAGUUUGAGGAAAGCAAGAGCAUAACAGAAAACCUCUUGAGAAGAGAGGAGUUUGAAGAGAUCGUCUCCAAACGUGGACAGUCACACCCCCCCUGAUGCAGGUUUCAAGCCCAGAUUCUUCCAGAGGACCUUUAUUAGUCAGAAUGCUCACAAGAUAAGACUGAAAGUCUCAGUGGGAAGAGCUUUAGCUACUCCUGGGAUUAACGUUUGUGUGCCUUCAGGUUGUUUUGUGUUUUCAAAGAAAUAUCCGGGAUGUUCAGCUCGCAAUUUAGAGAAAAUCUGAGGAAAUCCUGGUAUAUUCUGUAGAAUAUUUGUUUUUCUAAAUUAAUAAAACAUACAAGCAAUGA
Molecule: messenger RNA, 879 nt
Organism: Nothobranchius furzeri (turquoise killifish)
Lineage: Eukaryota; Metazoa; Chordata; Actinopteri; Cyprinodontiformes; Nothobranchiidae
Gene: abitram
Product: actin binding transcription modulator
Biological process (GO): dendrite morphogenesis; regulation of actin filament polymerization; regulation of filopodium assembly
Cellular component (GO): nucleus; filopodium tip; lamellipodium
Molecular function (GO): actin monomer binding; actin filament binding
Source: RefSeq, a predicted model, not a curated record